This is a messenger RNA of Dreissena polymorpha, 1407 nucleotides long. RefSeq lists its product as uncharacterized. Bases 202 to 1407 code for a protein of 401 amino acids. Gene Ontology annotation, biological process: DNA integration. The record is from RefSeq and is a predicted model, not a curated record. Gene Ontology annotation, molecular function: nucleic acid binding. The transcript has 5 exons. Lineage: Eukaryota; Metazoa; Mollusca; Bivalvia; Myida; Dreissenidae.
CUUCAGACUUAUUCAUAAUAAUCGUUUUAAAAAAAAACUUUUUAAUUGAGGACAAAAUGGAUAAAAAUAUCAAAAGUGAAAUAAUAAAAAAUAAAUAAAUAAGUAUCUAUACUUGACGGUAUUUAUUCUAAAAUCGUUUCAAGUAAUAAAUAUUAUUAAGUCCUAAGACCGGUCUAGUCCAUAUCCGGUUUCCAAAAAAAUAUGGCGGACGUCGAAGGUUUUCGAGAAGAAGCAACUCGCAUUAUUCACUCUUUAUGUAGAAAUUUAAUGACGCAAGAUACAGAUGCAAAUUUGUGUGAAGCUAGUCUUAUCACUUUGACAGCAUUAAGUCGGAAUGCACGACGUAUGUGUACCCGUUAUCCCAUUUUUGAACGGUUGUGUGAGAUUAUCGACUCGUUGAUGUCGACAAUUGAAGAGCGAAAGAGGACGCUGCAGCCUCUCGUUGGUUUCUUCGCCGCAAAACAGACUACAACCAGAGGCAGACCACUUUACGUCAUUAGUCGAGAGCAGCUGGGGUAUCUAGUUGAAGCAGGCUUCAAACGAAGAGCUAUUGCUAGUCUGCUUCAGGUGUCAGAUUCUGUUAUUAAGCGCAGCCUCAGGUCAUAUGGUAUAAGCAUCAGAGGAAGGUACUCAAGCAUCUCCAACGAGGAACUUGACAAUCUGGUCCGAGAGAUAACAGAUGGCAAUCAGACACUUGGGCAACGAAUGGUUCAGGGACAUCUUCAGAGUCUAGGACAUCGGGUGCAAAGACAACGUGUUGCUGACAGUCUGAUCCGGGUUGACGAAGCAGCUGUAGCCAUGCGAUGGUGUCACUCGAUUCGGCGAAGGGUGUACAAUGUUGCUGGUCCAAACUCAUUGUGGCACAUAGAUGGAAACCACAAAUUGAUAAGAUGGGGUUUUGUCAUACACGGAGGCAUUGAUGGCUUCUCGCGGAUGUGUGUUUUCCUCCAAGCUGCAACCAACAACAAGGCUACCACGAUGACAAAAGCCUUCAUGACAGGCACCCAGUGCUAUGGUGUCCCAUCAAGAGUCCGCAGCGAUCACGGGCUGGAAAAUACCGGCGUUGGGGCGUUUAUGGUAGCGCAUCGUGGACCUCGUCGGGGUUCUUUCAUCACGGGAAGGAGCGUCCACAAUCAGCGGAUUGAACGCAUGUGGCGUGACCUGUUUGCCAGUGCAACAAACGUGUUUCACGGAUUGUUUUCACAUCUUGAGGAGUCUGGACAGUUGGAUUUGACAAAUCCAGUGCACAUGUGGUGCCUUCAUCACGUGUUUGUGCCUCGUGUCCAGCGAGCGUUAGACAUAUUCCGUGAGGGCUGGAACUGCCACAGGUUGAGCAGUGAAAGAGGUAGAACCCCCACACAGCUCUUCAUACUUUAUGAGAAAAGUUGCACAUUGAUAUAUAACUGA